Molecule: messenger RNA, 6525 nt
Organism: Cynara cardunculus var. scolymus (artichoke)
Lineage: Eukaryota; Viridiplantae; Streptophyta; Magnoliopsida; Asterales; Asteraceae
Exons: 5
Coding region: 8-6142 (2044 amino acids)
Molecular function (GO): protein binding
Source: RefSeq, a predicted model, not a curated record
CUGAAAGAUGCUAACAUCAAAGCUCAUAGGUCCAAAAGCGAUUCGAAAAAGACGAACGCUUACAAAUUCAAGAUUAGGGUUUUGUAACUCUUACUGCUCAAAGAUCUCCCAACAAGAUGAAGAGACAAUCAGAGAAAUCACAACCAUUCUCAAGCAGAAUGAUUGGGUUUCACGCAUCAAAUCAUCUGGGAAUCUCCAUCAGAAGCUAAACCCGGAUGUUGUUCAAUCUGUUCUUCAUCAAAAUCAAGAAUGUGAUCCCCGACGACUCUCUUAUUUCUUUGACUGGUCUACUACUCAAAUGGGUACUUCUCAAAAUUUGAAAUCGUUCUUCAUUCUCUCCAUGUAUUUCUGUAAUUGGAAUAAAUUGAGGAAGGCUAGUGGUGUUCUAGAUCAAAUGAUAGAAACCCGUAAGCCACUCUUGGCUGUUUUAGAUGCAAUUACAAGUGUCAGAUUAAGUUCUGUGGGGUUUUCACAGCUGAUUUAUGCUUACAAGAACAAGCAUAUGUUGGACGAAGCUGUUUCUGUACUAUUAGCUUCUGAUGGUGCUGGUUGCUUCCCGAAUUUGGUAUGCUUAAACUCUUUGAUGAGUGAUUUAUUGAAGAGUAACAAGAUGGAUUUGUUUUGGAAGGUCUAUGAGAAAUUGGCUGAGGCCAAGGUGAGCCCUGAUGUUUAUACAUACAGUAAUGUGAUUAAUGCUUAUUGUAGGAUAGGGAAAGUGGAAGAGGCUAAAAGGGUCUUUUCUGAAAUGGAGGAUAAGGGUUGCAGUCCUGGUUUGGUAACAUACAACCUGCUAAUUGGAGGGUUAUGUAGAGCUGGGCUUGUUCAUGAAGCUCUUGAUUACAAGAAGUCAAUGGCUGAAAAAGGUUUGACUCCCAGUGAGUAUACUUGCACGAUGAUUAUAGAUGGAUUAUGCAAAGCCAGGAGAUCAAAUGAUGUGAAAUUGGUUUUAGAUGAUAUGAAAAGUGCAGGUUUGAUUCCUAGUCAUGUUACUUACACUGCUUUGGUCUAUGGGUUCAUGAGAGAAGGUAAGAUAGAGGAAGCUUUAAGCUGGAAAGAUGAGAUGGUUGCCAAGAAUUGUGAACCUCAAUACACUUUGUUGUGCAUUAAUAUUCUGAUGAAGGAUUUAAUGAAACUAGAUAAAAUGGAGUUGUUUUGGAAUGCUUAUGAAAAAUUGUUGGCUACUAACUUAAAACCCAAUGAUUUUACGUAUACUAAUGUGAUUGGUGCUUAUUUGAAGGAUGGGAAGGUGGACGAAGGGAGAAAGUUGUUCAUUGAAAUGGAGGAAAAGGGUUAUCCUCCAAGUUUAGUGACCUACAAUGUGCUUAUUGGAGGCUUAUGUAGAGCUGGUUUUGUUGAUGAAGCAUUUGAGCUAAAAACUUCAAUGGCUAAGAAUGGUUUGAGACCUGAUAAGUAUACUUACACGAAUCUUAUUGAUGGGUUAUGCAAAUUGAAGAGAUCCAGUGAUGCAAAAUUGCUUUUAGAAGACAUGGCGUACGUGGGUUUAUCUCCUGACCAUUUUACUUAUACUGCCUUGAUCGAUGGGUUUUUCAAACAAGGCGAAGCAGAUGAGGCUUUUAAAUUGAGAGAUGAAAUGGUUGCUCAAGGGAUCAAGAUAAAUCUUGUGACAUUUAAUUGCAUCAUAGAUGGACUAUGCAAACUUGGUCGAUAUGAAGAGGCAAUCAAGAUUCUUAAUGGUAUGAAGGACGAAGGUGUUUUGCCGGAUGUUAUUUGCUAUAAUUCUCUUAUACUUGGUCUCUGUAAGGCCAAAAGAAUGGAGGAAGCUCGGGGUUUUUUGGCUCAAAUGGUGGAAAAUGGAGUGAAGCCAAAUGCUUUCACUUAUGGAGCUCUUAUUUUUGCAUAUAAUAAUAUAGCAGCAGUGAAAGUUGCAAAUGCUUAUUUCACAGAGAUGAUUGGCCAGGGCAUUGUGCCUGAUCAAGUCAUUUUGGCAUCCAUGAUUGAUGGUCAUUGCAAGCAAGGAAAAACAGAGGAACUCCUUUCGAUUUUGAGGAACAUGAUGGGGAGAAGUUUCCUUUCUGAAGCACAAAUUUACAAUGCAGUCAUACAGGGUUUUUGCAAGAACCAGAUGAUGGAGUUAGCAAUGAAGAUAUACUUUGAGGUUCAGGAGAAGGGUCUGAAUCUUGAUGUUUUUGCUUACACCUCUCUCAUUUCUGGGUUCAUCAAGCAAGGUGAUCUCCAGAAACCGUUCAAGUUCUUUAAUGAAAUGAAACAGAAACAUGCUCGUCCAAAUAUCGUUACUUACAAUACCUUGAUUAAUGGAGUAUGCAAGUUGGGUGAUAUUAAGAGAGCAAGGGAAUUGUUUUAUGAAAUCCCUUUGGAAGGCUUGACGUUCAAUGCUGUAACUUAUGCUACAAUUAUCGAUGGGUACUGCAAAUCAGGGAACCUUUUUGAGGCAUUCAGGUUAUUAGAUGAGAUGCCGAUGAAUGGUAUUCAAGCAGAUGAAUUGGUUUAUGGACCCCUCGUCAAUGGCUGCUACAAAGAAGGUGAUACUGAAAGGGCAUUGUUGUUAUUUGACAUAAUGGUGAAGAGAGGUUUUGCAUCUACACCAACAUUUAACAUUUUGAUCGACGGGCUUUGCAAGUUAGGGAAGCUGAGUGAAGUAAAUGCAGCGGUGAAAGACAUGCUCACUUUCAACAAUCUGAUGUUCAGUGAUGCUACAUUCUCCACAUUAAUCCAUCAUCACUGCAAAUCUGGGAUGAUUAGAGAGGCAGAACAUCUUCUGAUGGAGAUGAAAAAGAAAGAUUUGAUGCCAAAGAUCGAAGCCUACACCUCCCUUUUAUAUUCUUACAUCAAAUCAGGAGAAAAGUUAAAGAUUUUUACAAUAUUUGAGGAUUUGAUUACAAUGGGUACCAGUAAGAUUGAAGCAUCGUAUCUCUUACUUGAUGGUCUUUCUGAAGAAAAUAAUUUGGAGAAAGCUUAUGAACUUGUGGAUGAACUAUUGGAUAAGGAGCUAUGUUGCACUAGUGUUUUUGAUGGAUUAGUAGAUAUGUUAUGCAAAAAGGGAAAAUUUUCUGAAGCAUGGGCUUCUAUUGAUGAAGUGAAGAAGAGAGGGAUUACACUUGGUUUUGACACAUGUAAGACUCUGAUUGCUGGACUGAAAAAUGGUGGGUAUGAUGAUGAAUUGGCUGGGAUUCUCGAAAAAAUGGUGAGGUUUGGAUGGGUUCCCAGUUCAACAAGCAUAAACGAAUUGAUAAUGCGAGAUCAAGAAACAGAUGUGAAAGAGGUUAAUAUGUCGAAUGCAGCAGCGUCUGCUUCAAAGAUGGAGGCAGCUUGUCCAUUUCUCCACAUUAAGUUGGUUCCUGGUGUUGAAGUUGAUUAUGUUAUUGGGACCUUGGCUAUGCGCAGUGUUGAAGCUGGGUUCGAGAUUCAAGAAAUGAUGAGAUUAUUUCCUCGCAGGAAUUUUUCUGUGAUCAAGAACCGAUUCAUCUCAACUUAUCAAUCAAGAAAAUCUUCUUCCGUCAGCAUCAACAGUUCACGAAUCAAUGAGGAAACAGUCGGAGAGAUCACAGCCAUUCUCAGGAAUCGCAACUGGCCUCACCUCCUCGAAUCAUCAUCUCAUCUUCUGAAAAACCUAACCCCAGAUGUUAUUCAAUCUGUUCUUCACCAAAACCAGCGAGCUGACCCCAAUCGUCUCCUCCACUUCUUCAAUUGGUCGAUUCAUCAAACCGGUAUUCCUCAAAAUCUGAAAUCCUUCGUAAUUCUUACUAUGAUUCUCUGUAACUCGAAUCAGUCGAGAGACGCUAGUGUUGUAUUAGGGCAUAUGAUUGAAACCCGAAAGCCGGUUUCAGAUAUUAUUGAUUCAAUUGCUAGUUUUUCUGUGGAGGGUGAGGGUUUAAAGUUUGGGGCUCUGGUAUACGGGAUGUUGAUUGAUGCUUAUAAGAACAAAGGCAUGUUGAAUGAAGCUGUUCAUGUUGUAUUAGGAAUCAACAGUAGUGGGCAUUUUCCAGAUUCAGCGUGUGUUAAUUCUGUCAUGGCAAAUUUACUGAAAUGUCAUAAGAAGGAGUUGUUUUGGAAGGUUCAUGAGAAAAUGGUUGAGUUGCAGAUUGUUCCUGAUGUUUAUAUAUACACUAAUUUGAUUAGUGCUUUAUGUAAAGAUGGAAAGGUGAGUGAUGCCAAAAGGGUUUUUGUAGAAAUGGGGGAAAAGGGUUGUAAUCCAAGUUUAGUAACAUACAAUGUGCUUAUUGGAGGAUUAUGCAGAGCUGGGCUUAUUGAUGAAGCUUUUGAGCUUAAAAUAUCAAUGGCUGAAAAGGGUUUGGUUCCUGAUCGAUAUACUUAUACGAUGCUCAUCGAUGGAUUGUGUAAAACGAAGAGAUUGAAAGAAGCGAAGAUGGUUCUUGAAGAUAUGUCCAAGGUAGGUGCUUUUCCUGACCAUGUUGCUUACAGUGCAUUGAUUGAUGGGUUCAUGAAACAAGGCUGUGUAGAUGAGGCUUUAAAGUUGAAAAACGAGAUGUUUGCUAGCGGAUUUCGGUUAAACGUUGUGACCUACAGUUCUAUCAUAUCUGGGCUCUGCAAAGCUGGUCGGUUUGAAGAAGCGACUGAGAUUAUAUUGGGAAUGAAGGAGAAAGGUACUUCUCCUGAUGUUUAUUGCUAUAAUUCCCUUAUAAUCGGCCUUUGUUACAAUAAACGGAUGGAAGAAGUGCAGUCUUUAUUAGCUCAAAUGAAGAAUAAUGGUGUAAAGCCGAAUGCUUUCACCUAUGGAGCCAUUAUUGGUGGGUAUAGUAAGAAACCGGAAAUGCAGGUUGCAGAUAAGUACUUUAAAGAGAUGAUUGGUAAUAACAUUAUGCCGGAUCGUGUAAUAUUUACCUCCAUGAUCGAUGGCCAUUGCAAACAGGGCAACACAAAGGAAGCUUUCUCGAUAUUUAGAAGUAUGCUCGGAAGAAAUAUUCUUCCUGAUGUGCAUAUGUACAGUGUACUGAUCAAUGGUCUUGCAAGAAACGGUUUAAUGGAGAAAUCACUCGAGGUUAUGUCUGAACUCAUGGCCAAAGGUCUGAAUCCUGAUGUAGUCACUUACACAUCUCUCGUUUCUGGGUUCUGUAAGAAAGGCGAAAUGCAAGAAGCGUUCAAUAUGGUUGAUGAAAUGAGUCGGAAAGGGGUUAGUCCAAAUAUCGUCACUUACAAUAUCUUGAUCAGUAGACUAUGCAAGUCGGGUGACAUCAAGAAAGCUCGGGAGUUGUUCGAUGGGAUUUCUUGCAAGAAUUUGAUACCCGAUGGUGUGACUUACGCUACGAUGAUCGAUGGAUACUGUAAGUCUGGGAAUUUAUCUGAUGCUUUCGUGUUAUUCGACAAAAUGGAUCAAAAUGGAGUUAAACCAGAUUAUUUUGUAUACAACGCCCUUGUAAAUGGGUGCUGCAAAGAAGGGGAUCUCGAGAGGGCAUUAUCGUUAUUUCACAAGAUGGCAGAGAAAGGAUUUGUUUCUGCACAUACGUACAACACUUUGAUCGAUGGGUACUGCAAAUCAGGGAAGCUGGUGGAAGCGGAUGAAUUGUUGAAAGAUAUGAUUGAUAAGCAAAUAAAGCCUAAUCAUGUCACCUUCACAAUCUUAGUCGAUUGCUACUGUAAAGCCGAGAUGAUGGAAAACGCAGAAGAUCUUUUCAUCGAGAUGCAAAAUCGGGGUUUAAAGCCAACGAUUGUAACCUACACUUGCUUAGCUCACGGUUAUAUUAGAUCUGGAAACAAACCGAAGAUGGUCUCCAUCUUGGAGGAGAUGGUGGCAAAGGGUAUUAGCUUGGAUAAUGUAGUGUACAACAUGUUGGAUGAAGAUCAAGAUAGUUUGGAGAAAUCUUUUAUGCUUUUAGAUGAGUUGUUACAAAAGGGUUUAUCGGGUCAAGAUAUUUAUGACCGAUUGGUCGAUGGGUUGUGCCAAAAAGGGAAAUUCUCCGAGGCAGUGGCAUCGAUCGACGAAAUCGGGAGGCGUGGGGUUAUGCUUAGCUUUGCUACAUGUAACACUCUAGUUAACAGUUUACAUAGUGCAGGAUACAAGAAGAAGUUAGUCGGAGUUUUGGAAAGUAUGGAAAGUUUCGGUUGGGUUCCACAAUCGUCGAGUUUAACCAACUUGAUUGAUCAGCACGGACCCGAUGCCGAUUGGGAAAAAGACGGAAUCAAUCUACCAAAGCAAGUUGUGUGAAAGUUUCGGUUUUUGGGUGCAAUCUUCGCUCAAGAAAGUUGAAGUUGCUGCCAUUGCGACCAUGAAACUUGGUCAUGGCACUACUUUGGUAUGAAUGGCAUAAUGGUUAUUACAUUCGAUUCAUCGGGACAAUUUGGUCAAGACUCAACGAACUAGUACUCGGGGAAAAGGUGAAACUCAUACAUCUCAAGCGGAAUAUAUUAAACGUAGCUGUCUUUUCAUUGUUAGAGAAAAUUGUAGAAUAGCAAGCAAAGAGUCUUAACGGAAACAGCCUUUCUAUUCCAAGGUUUGUAUACAUUCUACUCUCAGACCCUACCUCUGUGUGGGAUUUAUCCAUUCGGUAUGGUUUUAGAAAAUUGUUGAAUAGAUGGAGCUCAUCAUCA